AUGCGGGUGAUCCCCGCCGGUCAUCGCGAGCCGUCUGUGCACGCACGGUUGCUACUGGCGGUGUUUGACUCCGUUCGAUUGGGUGACAAAGACGGAGGCCGAGUGAACGAGUCGGUAAUCGGCGGGAGUGGUUCAGUGAGCGAACUUAUUUCGGUCCCUGGGUCCUCUAUGAUGGCCCCCGAGCCCCCUAUGAUGGCCCCCGAGCCCCCUAUGAUGGCCCCCGUAGCCUCUGUAAGUGGGGGGCUGAAACGUAAGGGGGGUAAAGUGGCCGGAUCGAAGGAGGCAAAGAAGCGCCGGUCCAGACCAGAGGAUAUGUUUGGCAUUUCGUGGUUACGUGAGUAUUGGGCGCCAUUGAAUCGUUCUAAGUACGAGGAGUUACGUGGAUGGUGGGCUGGUCGCUAUGGAUUAACAGUAAGAGGAUUAUUUGGUCUAGCUGGAGACUCAUCUGAGUUUGAAAGUGAGGGGUGGACUUUGGCGGUUGAAGGGAGACGAUCAAGACAUGCUCCACGUCCAUUGUAUGCUCCAUCGCUUGGUCGUUUGACUAGUUUUGCUCGUUCAUGUUGUUUAUUUCGAAGUGAAUAUGAUGCAUUUGCUUCACUGUAUGGAUCGUUGGAAUCGAAGUCAUGGGAAUCCCUUAAGAGUAUUAAGUUACAUGAUUUUGGCAGGUGUAACCUAGCGUAUGUAGAGCUAAGCACGAUUAUUACCAUGUUCUUCGACUGGCCGUAUGGUCACGUCGAUCGAUCAUUAGAGCACACACUCGCACGCGAUAUUCCUAAUCCUCGCAAGCGGCAUCAAUGGAUUACCGGAUGUCUACUUAGCUACUCAAAAACACCUCUCAACGAUCUCGUCAACUUCUGCGUAAACGCACUCAAGUACAAACCAAUACCAGGUAUUACUGAAUGCUUCAAAUUCAGCCAAGUACCUCUCAGGACAUAUCUUAGACGAACUGCUUGUCCUCAAGCCGCAGAACAGCUCCUCAGAAACCUCACCAGAAUGCCCACCGUUACACCCGCGGAGUUCAUUGAACUACAUACCCGCCGAUCCCAUCAAGCGAAACAAGACAAACGCGGCAACGAACUCACACCAGAAAACUUUUCGGAAGCUGCUGCCUCCGAAGCUGCUACCUCCGAAGCUGCUGCCUCCGAAGCUGCUGCCUCCGAAGCUGCAGCCUCCGAAGCUGCAGGCAGGAACCUCGUAGCUGCAGGCCGGAGCCUCUUAGCGGCAGACCAGAACCUCGUAGCGGCAGACCAGAACCCCGAAGCCUUAGCGGAUGAUCCCGUGUCUGCGGAGGCCGGUGUCAAGGAGUCGGCAAGGGCAUGGGAAAGGGAGGCCCGGUGGUUCUGUCGUUAUUGGGAGCCAUUCGAUGAAAAGGAGUUCGCUUCCUUAAAAGGUUGGCUUAAUCACCGUUUAGGUGUAACACUGCGGUACAAGUUUUUACGCGCUAAGUCGCACGCUGAAUUUGAAGAGGAUGAAUGGUCCACAAUAUUGGAUACGUCAGUGUAUGUUCCAUCGUUGAGUACGAUGACAGACUUUGCAUCGAGGUGUGAAGUGUUUGAUAGUGACUUUGAUGCUCAUUUGAAGCUGUUGAGAUCAUUAUCGGUAGACUCGUGGAAGCGGUUUAGAAGUAUAAAGGUAAAGGACUUCAGUUCAUGUCGAAUGGACUACUUGGAGAUGGGUGCGAUAGUAUUGAUGUUCUUCAAAUUACCGUAUGGUACAGUAGCACCUCAAACGGUUAGUCUCGGUAAUGGUAGAGAUCGCCUUGUAUGGAUCACUGGUUGUCUGUUACAGUACGCACAGGUUGCUAUUUCGGAGUUAGUGGACUUUUGCAUAAACGAGCUUAAGUACAAGCCCCGUGACAAUGGAGUACUAGAAUGUCUUGCAACGACCAAGACUCAGUUUCGUACAUACAUCCGAAGGAAACUCAGCGAUUUAGGAUCACAUGCCCAGCUCUUGGCAAACGUGGCCAACUUACCAGUAAUUUCUGCACGCAGGUUCAUGGAAAUAAAACGAGCAAAGGAAUCGCCGUUUAACUCUAGUUCCGUUCCCUCCAACGAAGUGCAGCUGGCUACUGACGAGACGUUACCGGACACGGACACAGAGGACACCCAACCGAUAAACACGUUGCCGAAUGACAACGUAACGCCCGAACAAUGUAGAGCGUAUUGGGCACAUAACUACUGGCGCCUUCUCGAUGCACGCACGUACAGUCUGUUGAAAGAUACUUUUGACUUACCUGCAGCGGACGUAAGUCAUCAUCGUGGGGGGUAUCAAGACAGAAGUUAUCAAUUUUCGGCUGACGAGGAAUAUCCCUGGUGGUCUAAAUUAAGAGCUGCAAGAAGCGGUAUGUACAUACCGAUGUUAUGUAAGGCUACGAACUUUGGUUUUCAAUGUGGUGGUGAGAUGCUGCAGGAUGGAUAUAAGUCAUAUCUAUUGUUGCAUAGUUCGUUAUCUAGUUGGGAAGGUCUAAGAAAAAUUCGGCCUGGUGACUUUGAAUCUUGCAGUUUAGCUUACGUUGAAUUAGCGACCAUAAUUUCCGCCUUCUUCGUUUCACCGUAUGGGCUUGUAGAUGAAACGAUCAUAGAAACCGUCGCUCGCAAGAUGAAUCGCAGAUCCCGUGGCCGACGAUUGCGCUAUUGGAUCCAGGGAUGCCUGCUACAAAAGUCAGGCACGUCCGUUGGUAAUCUUAUCCACUUCUGCAUUCUUAAACUUCGGUACAAUCCCAAGGCUCCCCCAAGAAUACCACACCCCAACUUUGGAUCCAACCGGCUGGAAUGCCUAAGACGAACCACCUCAUUAACCACCCAACGAUACAAGAACAGACCAUGCUACAAUGAUGAGACCCGACGAUCUAUUCUCUCCGAACUAUUAGCUGGACUACCCGUCGUCACAGCCGCAGAAUUCGGGAACAUGAAGGCAUCAGAACGAGGCUCGGAAACAGUGACUGUCUCAACAACACGCGUUGUCUCAACAACACACGUACAGGCCUCCGGACCAGACCCAAUCUUAGAACCACAACUAGCCGGCGACGAACCACAGGUGGCCGGCGACGAACCACAAAUGGCCGGCGACGAACCACAGGUGGCCGGCGACGAACCACAGGUGGCCGGCGACGAACCACAGGUGGCCGGCGACGAACCACAGGUGGCCGGCGACGAACCGAUUGUCAGCCUCCUGUCGAGUCUGCAGAUGAACAGUGAGGAAAUAAGACGGGACGCGACCUCGGCCGAAGACCGAAUACAACCUCCAGUAUUUAAUCGCGACAACGAUGAGUCGAUCCUGCAGUGGUCUCAACCGUUGGGCGGUGACGGUUGGAAUUUACCGGAUAUCCUCCCGUCGUUAGAAGCUGAUCAGAUGCCAGAUGCACCAGGGGAUCAACCUCAUCAGGAUCAAUAUUGGGACCGUUUAGACGCUUGGGAUUGGUCAGAUAUUCUCCCGUCAUCCGGACAAGAAGAGCCAGACAACACAGUUGAAUCAGCCAUCGAUACUGAAUUUUGGCAGCGGCUUUUGGGCCAGCCUUGA
Gregarina niphandrodes is the source of this 3519-nucleotide messenger RNA. RefSeq lists its product as hypothetical. The transcript has a single exon. The record is from RefSeq and is a predicted model, not a curated record. The coding region runs from base 1 to 3519 and encodes 1172 amino acids. NCBI's taxonomy places the organism in Eukaryota, Apicomplexa, Conoidasida, Eugregarinorida, Gregarinidae.